CCGUUCCUCUCUCCCCAUCCUUAGCCCCAGGGUUUUGAGGCGGCUACGUGGGGCGUCCCUACCUUGAGCCGGUGCAGUUGCCCGCAGCCCGGAAUCCAUGAUCACUGUGGCGAGGCGGGAGGACGCGGGCGGCAGCUAGCCCCCCAGUCGCACGUGCUGCGGCUCCGCGCCCGGCCCUGCCUCCUGGCCCUGUGAAGUUGGGGGCGGUACCCAGGCACUCCCCCUGUGCCGCCGCGGUUUCCAAGGGGUCAGAAACCGCUGUGUUUGUGUCGUCCGCGGAGCCGGGAUCCGUGGUGCGGGCGCUGUGCCUAGCCGGCCGGAGGCAACCCUAACGCGUCAGCCGGAGACCCGUGCCAGGGGUGGGAGUCGCAGCCUGGGCUGUGAGCGGCUGCUGGGGAGACAGACUCGCUUUCUCUUUCAGCAUGCCUUUUUCAAAGUGCACCGUGGUGCCGCUGCCUUAAGCCCUAGGGGAAGACCCUGCUGCCUCUAGACCGGUGCUUAUGGUCGCCACUGUUAUUCUGACUCAAGUCCUAUGUCACUGAGCUACCCUAUAAUAAUGCCUUAAGAAAGAGCCAUGGAGAAGUAUGUUAGACUACAGAAGAUUGGAGAAGGCUCAUUUGGAAAAGCUGUUCUUGUUAAGUCCACAGAGGAUGGCAGGCAUUAUGUUAUCAAGGAAAUUAACAUUUCAAGAAUGUCCGGCAAAGAACGGCAGGAAUCAAGGAGAGAAGUUGCAGUGUUGGCAAACAUGAAGCAUCCAAAUAUUGUCCAGUACAAAGAAUCAUUUGAAGAAAAUGGCUCUCUCUACAUAGUAAUGGAUUACUGUGAAGGAGGAGACCUGUUUAAACGAAUAAAUGCUCAGAAAGGUGCUUUGUUUCAAGAAGAUCAGAUUUUGGACUGGUUUGUACAGAUAUGUUUGGCUUUGAAGCAUGUACAUGAUAGAAAAAUUCUUCACCGAGACAUAAAGUCACAGAACAUAUUUCUAACCAAAGAUGGGACAGUGCAGCUUGGAGAUUUUGGAAUUGCUCGAGUUCUUAAUAGUACUGUAGAACUGGCUCGAACUUGCAUAGGGACUCCAUAUUACCUGUCUCCUGAAAUCUGCGAAAACAAGCCUUACAAUAAUAAAAGUGACAUCUGGGCUUUGGGCUGUGUCCUUUAUGAGUUGUGCACACUGAAACACGCAUUUGAAGCUGGGAACAUGAAAAACCUGGUACUGAAGAUAAUAUCUGGAUCCUUUCCUCCUGUAUCCCUGCACUAUUCCUAUGAACUCCGCAGUUUGCUCUCUCAGCUAUUUAAAAGGAAUCCUAGGGAUAGACCAUCAGUCAACUCCAUAUUGGAGAAAGGUUUUAUAGCUAAACGAAUCGAAAAGUUUCUCUCACCUCAGCUUAUUGCAGAAGAAUUUUGUCUAAAAACACUUUCAAAGUUGGGACCACAGCCUCUACCAGGUAAAAGACCAGCAUCAGGGCAAAGUGCCAGUUCUCUUGUCCCUGCUCAGAAAAUCACAAAGCCUGCUGCUAAAUAUGGAGUGCCUUUAACAUAUAAGAAGUAUGGAGAUAAAAAGUUACUUGAAAAAAAAUCACCCCCAAAACAUAAACAGCCCUAUCAAAUUCCAGCAAAGAAAAUGUGUUCUGGAGAAGAAAGGAAGAAAAUGUUUGAGGAAGCAGCAAAGAAAAGAAAGUUGGAAUUUAUUGAGAAAGAGAAGAAGCAGAAGGAUCAGAUUAGUUUCCUGAAGGCGGAGCAGGUGAAGAGGCAAGAGAAGCAGCGGUUGGAGAGAAUAAAUAGGGCCAGGGAACAAGGAUGGAGGAAUGUAUUAAGGGCUGGUGGAAGCGGUGAAGCAAAGACUCCCUUUUUUGGCAGUGGAGGGGCUGUCUCUCCAUCACCUUGUUCUUCUCGAGGGCAGUAUGAACAUUACCAUGCCAUUUUUGAUCAAAUGCAGCGACUGAGAGCGGAAGAUAAUGAAGCGCGAUGGAAAGGAGACAUAUAUGGGCGCCGGCUUCCAGAAAGGCAUAAAGGACAUCUAGCCUUAGAAAGAGCUAAGCGAGUGGAAGAGUUCCUGCAGCGUAAACGAGAAGCCAUGCAGAAUAAAGCCCGGGCCGAAGGACAUGUGGGAAUCCUGCAGAACCUGGCAUCUCUGUAUGGAGGCAGGCCCAGCUCUUCCAGAGGAGGGAAGCCAAGGAACAAGGAGGAAGAGGUUUAUCUAGCAAGACUGAGGCAAAUAAGACUACAAAAUUUCAAUGAGCGCCAACAGAUUAAAGCCAAACUUCGUGGUGAGAAUAGCGAAGCUAAUGGUACUAAACGACCAGAAGCAAUUGAAGAGGCUGACUUGAGGCUCAAAAAGAUGGAGUCACUUAAGGCCCAGACAAAUGCUCGUGCUGCUGUCCUAAAAGAACAGCUGGAGCGAAAAAGAAAGGAAGCCUAUGAGAGAGAAAGACGGGUGUGGGAAGAGCAGUUGGUGGUGAAGGUAAGGAGCUCAGAUGUUUCUCUACCUUUGGAGCAUCAAGAAACGGGGGGUUCUCCAUCAAAGCAGCAAAUGAGACCUGUUAUUUCUGUGACUUCAGCUUUGAAAGAAGUGGGCCUGGACGGAAGUUUAACUGAAACCCAAGAAACUUCAGAAGAAAUGCAAAAGAGCAGCAAUGCUGUUUCAAGCAAGCGAGAAAUACUCCGUAGGCUAAAUGAGAAUCUUAAAGCUCAGGAAGAUGAAAAGGAGAAUCACCAUCACUCAGAUUCUUGUGAGGUCGCUGGUCACAAGGAUGCCAAGGAGUAUGAGAAAGAAAAUGCCAUUUCCUCUGAUCGCAAGAAGUGGGAGGUCGGAGGUCAGCUUGUGAUUCCUCUGGAUGAAGUGACACUGGAUACAUCCUUCUCUGCCUCUGAAAAACAUACCGUGGGAGAGGUAAUUAAGUUAGAUUCUAAUGGCUCUCCAAGAAAAGUCUGGGGGAAAAGCCCUACAGAUUCUGUCCUGAAGAUACUAGGAGAAGCUGAACUCCAACUCCAGACAGAACUACUAGAAAACACAGCUUUUAAAAGUGAGAUUUAUCCUGAAGGCGAAAACUACAAGCCCUUAACUGUUGGAGAAGAGAAACCAGAAUGUAUUUCAAAAGAAAUAAAUCCAUCAGGUACUGUUGAUUCUGUUGAAACAGAAAGCCCAAAGUUUAGUGAGGUGCCUCCACCAAUGUCAGAAGGAAAUGUGGAAGAACCUGAUGAUUUGGAGACAGAAGUUCUCCAAGAGCCAAGUAGCACAGACACAGAUGGGAGUUUGCCACGUGCUGUUAAUGAUGUGUGGAUUAGUGAGGAAGAAGAAGCUAAAGAAACUGAGUUGGAAGAUAAGGUUGCUGAGCAGCAGAGUGAGGUUUGUGAAGGCAGAAUUCCAGGGAAUGUGGAGCAGUCUCGUGAGGAUCAUAUAGAGCCUGCAGUAGAUGAUUCUCAGCAGUCUAGAUGUGACGUAGAGAAGUCAGUACCACCAGAACCAUUCUUCCAGAAAGUGGCUCAGUCGGAGCACUUGAGUGUAGUUCAGUCAGAACCAGUUUCACUCCGAUCUUGCUCUGAUUCACCACCAAAAACUAAAACCAAGAACUCCUUACUGAUUGGGCUUUCAACUGGUCUGUUUGAUGCAAACAACCCAAAGAUGCUGAGGACGUGUUCACUUCCAGAUCUUUCCAAGCUGUUCAGAACCCUGAUGGACGUUCCCACUGUAGGAGAUGUUCAUCAGGACAGUCUGGAGAUAGAGGAGCUUGAAGAUGAGCACAGUAAAGAUUCCGAAGACACUGUGUUUGAAGAAACUGACACAGAUUUACAAGAGCUUCAGGCCUCAAUGGAGCAGCUGCUCAGGGAGCAGCCCGGUGAUGAGUACAGCGAGGAGGACGAGUCAGCCUUAAAGAGCAGCGACGUGGAGCAGACAGCAAGGGGGACAGAUGCCGCCGACGAGGAUGACAACCCCAGCAGCGACAGUGCCCUGAACGAGGAGUGGCACUCAGAUAACAGUGACGGUGAGACUGCUAGUGAGUGUGAAUACGACAGCGUCUUCAGCCAUUUAGAGGAGCUAAGGCUUCACCUGGAGCAGGAAAUGGGCUUUGAGAAGUUAUUUGAGGUGUAUGAGAAAGUAAAGGCUAUUCAUGAGGAUGAAGAUGAAAAUAUUGAAAUUUGUUCAACAAUAGUUGAGACUAUUUUGGGCAGUGAGCAUCAGCAUCUCUACGCCAAGAUUCUGCAUUUAGUCAUGGCAGAUGGAGCCUAUCAUGAAGAUAAUGAUGAAUAAUCCUCAGGACAUUCUUUAAUAUUCGACUAUAUGAAAACAUUUGAACUUGGCUCAUAAUACAGGCUUCCUGGGAAAUAAAGAUUAUUUAUGAAAAAUGCCAGAUUUAAGAUAGGCAUGCUUAUUGCAUGAAAAAAUUUGAGAAGUGUGUUUUUUCUUACAUUUUAUCUACUUUAUUUUGUUUAUUGGAUUCUAUAGCUGACUCCUGUAGGCUCCUAUAGAAUGUAUAUGUCUUUAAAUCAGUCCACCAAAGCUUUGAGUCAGAAAUGGAAUUAAUAGUGAUAAAAUUCACCACAAAAUAAGGAACUAAUUUUAGCAACAGUCUUUCUGUGGAAGGAGCUGCCUGUAUCAUAAGAGGCCUACCACUAGGGUUUCAUUUCAAUUUUAGCAUGAUUUUUUUCCCGUCUAGGAUUUUUCAUCCUGGCUAGCAGGUUCGCAUUAAAUAUUUCCUGUCAAGGGCUCUAUUCAAAUCUCUACAUUUGGAAGAUGAAAUUUUAACCUUGAAGUUUGUAUUCUCAAGUCAUUUUUCAACCAACCACUGAAUCUCCUGACCUAGCCAGUGGAAACAGACUGUGGAAAUAAUCCUAAAAAUCAUUGAAAGAUUUCAUUAUGAGGGAAUACCGAAGCUAUAUUUCCUGACACUUAAAAGUUCCUUAAUUUCUUCUGUUUCUCUUUAUAGACCAGAAAUAGUGUGUCUAAAAAUCAGGCUAUAAGUUUAAAUGUGGACCUAGCAAAUAGCAUAAAAUUGCCCUUUUGGUUUUUAACCCCUCUCGUAUAUGUGCCUCAGUGUCACCUGCUAAAAAGGAGGGGAGCCUUUGUUUUCAGCACCCUGACAGUUUGGUAACUAGUACGGGGAAAUGUCUGCCUCUCAUUUUCAGUACGAGGAUGGAAGCAGAUCAUUACAGUGACGGUCACAUAGUUUCACUUAUGUGAAACUGCAUAUGGGGACAGUUACAGUCUCAGAAUAAGCCAAGUAUACAUGGCUUCAUUGUCUACAGUCCGAAUGUUCAUAAUAAUAGCAGAAAUGUGUGCUUCUUAGGGUACCAGUCAGCCUGAUGGGCGUAAUCUGUCAUCUGAAACGUGGGUUCUUACCUUGCAGCACUAUUAGUACUGUAUUGACUUUAUUAUGUAUAUUAUUUCUAACAUCCAGAACUAAAUAGUUGAUUUUUAUAUUUUAUUUUGUACUAUUAAAUUCGUAUUAUGUACCUGAA
This is a messenger RNA of Chionomys nivalis (European snow vole), 5454 nucleotides long. RefSeq names its product NIMA related kinase 1 (gene Nek1). Lineage: Eukaryota; Metazoa; Chordata; Mammalia; Rodentia; Cricetidae. The coding region runs from base 575 to 4246 and encodes 1223 amino acids. Gene Ontology annotation, molecular function: protein kinase activity; ATP binding. Gene Ontology annotation, biological process: protein phosphorylation. The transcript is spliced from 34 exons. The record is from RefSeq and is a predicted model, not a curated record.